AUGGUCGUGCAACUUCUGGUAAUGUCGGCGAUCUUGGGCGCCUCAACCUUUGCUGUAGGGAUGCUUCCACUGUCGUACGCGUUUUCAAAGGGGCAUCUGGAACGACUCGCUGCUCUGGGAACGGGUCUACUUCUUGGGGCGGCGUUGGGCGUCAUCAUACCAGAAGGAAUAGAAACGGUUGUUGAAGCCAACCCUGGAGACGUGCCCACCGAACGCAUAUCUCUGUCAUUGAUUAUUGGCUUUAUUCUUAUGCUCAUCAUCGAGCAAUUGAUAUCACCAAAUGCCCAUACACUGGAUGACAUGCCUAUGUCUCUGCAGUCAAAAUCGAAUGGGUCCAACCUAGCGACUGCAGCUUCUGUUGAAUUUGAUGCAGAAUUGGGUGACCUUGAUCCAGUAAAUGGGCGUCAUAAUUCUGGAGGCGAUGCAGUAGUAGGAGGAGGGGGGCGAGAACGCGCGUUUACUUUGAUGCUUGGCCUGGUUUUCCAUGGAUGCGCGGAUGGACUUGCUCUGGGUGUUGCCAAUCUUGCGAAGACGGCUCCUGGAGCCACAAAUACAGUCUCGUUUGUCGUAUUCUUGGCUUUGAUUCUUCACAAGGCGCCCACGUCACUGGCAUUUACUACUUCAUUACUGUCAACAAAUCUUCCCCGUCCAGACUGCAAGAAAUAUCUAGCCAUCUUCAGUCUUUCUACCCCAGUCAUAGCCAUUGUGUCAUAUCUCUUGUUUUCUUUUUUCGGUGCAAGCGACGAAACAAAUCUCAUCGGUACUGCUCUUUUAAUUUCGGGUGGGACAUUCCUUUACGUUGCGACCGUCCUCCAACCAGUGUCACAUCAUGCACCUGUUUCCGGAGACCUCCGCCCUAUCUCACGAAUCUUCUUUAUUGCGCUUGGGAUGUUCAUUCCCGUAACACUGAGCUCUCUCAUUGGACAUGGACAUUAA
Messenger RNA from Psilocybe cubensis, 936 nucleotides. RefSeq lists its product as uncharacterized. Lineage: Eukaryota; Fungi; Basidiomycota; Agaricomycetes; Agaricales; Agrocybaceae. The transcript is spliced from 5 exons. Gene Ontology annotation, cellular component: membrane. Gene Ontology annotation, molecular function: metal ion transmembrane transporter activity. Bases 1 to 936 code for a protein of 311 amino acids. Gene Ontology annotation, biological process: zinc ion transport; transmembrane transport. The record is from RefSeq and is a predicted model, not a curated record.